Molecule: messenger RNA, 783 nt
Organism: Quercus lobata
Lineage: Eukaryota; Viridiplantae; Streptophyta; Magnoliopsida; Fagales; Fagaceae
Exons: 2
Coding region: 1-783 (260 amino acids)
Source: RefSeq, a predicted model, not a curated record
AUGAGGAAGGAGAUGGACGAACUGAGGAACGCCAUUAAGGAGAAGACGAAUCGGAGUGUAGAUAGGAUGCCACUUGACGAGAUACUGUGUCGUUCCUUUCCCACCACUCUCAAAGGAGCUGCAAGGGAAUGGUUCAUAAAGUUGCCGACUUCGUCCGUAGACAACUUCGAGCAAUUGAGUAAUGCCUUCUUGCGCCAUUUCAUAGGGGGGCAACGUCCAAAGAGGCCGGCAGACUACUUACUCACCAUUAGACAGGGAGAGAAAGAAACUCUGAGGUCAUACGUCAAACGCUUCACUCGGGAGACUCUGGAGGUGGAUGAAGCAGAUGACAAGAUGCAGCUGACGACCUUCAAAGCGGGACUGAGGUCCAGAGAUCUCGUGGCCUCCCUCGCAAAGAAUCCACCAAAGACGAUGGCAGAAAUGCUCCUGAAAAUACAGAAGUACAUGAAUGCUGAAGAUGCUUUAGCAGCCAUAAAGGAUGCAGAGAGGCUAGGAGACAAGGCAAAGAAAGAAGACGACCGUAGGGGUCAAAAGAGAGAGCACCCAGGCCCUCGGAACAAUGACGGGAAUAGGAGGAAAGAUGAUAAAAGUCCUCAGACGGUAAGAUUUACUCCUUUGGUUAUGCCUGUUGACAAAAUUUUAACGCAGAUCAAGGAUGAGCAUUAUCUCAAAUGGCCCAGACCAUUGCACUCAUCCCCCAAUGUCCAUGACAAGAACAAGUACUGCCGGUUCCACAAAGAUCACGACCACAACAAGGAAGAUUGUAGAGACCUAAAGGAGUAG